Molecule: messenger RNA, 4148 nt
Organism: Tupaia belangeri chinensis (Chinese tree shrew)
Lineage: Eukaryota; Metazoa; Chordata; Mammalia; Scandentia; Tupaiidae
Gene: SNTB1
Product: syntrophin beta 1
Exons: 8
Coding region: 389-2011 (540 amino acids)
Cellular component (GO): intracellular anatomical structure; dystrophin-associated glycoprotein complex; synapse
Molecular function (GO): structural molecule activity; protein binding
Source: RefSeq, a predicted model, not a curated record
UGAGCGGCCGCGGGGAGGCGGUCCCCGCCCUUCCUCGCGGGCGUGCCUCCUCCUACGGAUUCCUGGCGCUUAGCUGUUCCGUGCGUGGCUCCCCUCGGUUUGGGGUUUUGCAACUGGCAGCUGGCUUUUUUCCCCUCCCCUGUCUCGGUCUCUCCUUCUUUUAGGUUGCUCCACCCCGCCCAAGAGCAGGCGAGGGGGAACCAGCCUGGCUGCUGCUGCCAACUCUCGCCGAGUGUGUCUGCGAACUCCGGGAGAGAAGUCCCGAGUCCUGCCUCCUCCCUGCCGGGCGCGCUCUCCGAGCUUCCCAGCCCCGCGUCCUACACCCCGCAACCCUUCUGCACUUUUCCCCCCUUUAGCAAUCACAUGGCAUUUUAAGAAUGCCGGAAAGAUGGCGGUAGCGGCGGCGGCGGUAGCGGCGGCGGUCGCGCCGGCAGGCGGGGGAGGCGGCCGGGCGCAGCGGAGCGGGCUGCUGGAAGUUUUGGUGCGGGAUCGCUGGCACAAAGUUCUGGUGAACUUGAGCGAGGACGCCCUGGUUCUGAGCUGCGAGGAGGGCGCUGCGGCGUACAACGGCAUCGGGACCGCCACCAAUGGCUCGUUCUGCAGGGGCGCCGGGGCCGGGCACCCGGGCACUGGCAGCGCGCAGCCCUCGGACUCGCCCGCCGGGGUCCGCACCGCCUUCACCGACCUGCCAGAGCAGGUGCCGGAGUCCAUCUCCAACCAGAAGCGCGGCGUGAAGGUGCUGAAGCAGGAGCUGGGAGGGCUGGGUAUCAGCAUCAAAGGUGGCAAGGAGAACAAGAUGCCCAUCCUCAUCAGCAAGAUCUUCAAGGGGCUGGCGGCCGAUCAGACCCAAGCCCUGUACGUGGGCGACGCCAUCCUGUCGGUGAACGGAGCAGACCUGCGGGACGCCACCCACGACGAGGCGGUGCAGGCGCUGAAGCGCGCGGGCAAGGAAGUGCUGCUGGAAGUGAAGUACAUGCGAGAGGCCACACCCUAUGUGAAGAAAGGAUCCCCAGUGUCUGAGAUUGGAUGGGAAACACCUCCACCUGAAUCCCCUCGUUUAGGGGGUGGCUCCUCAGAUCCUCCGUCAUCGCAGUCCUUCUCCUUCCAUAGAGACCGGAAAAGCAUUCCCCUGAAAAUGUGCUACGUCACUCGAAGUAUGGCCUUGGCUGACCCUGAGAACAGGCAGCUUGAAAUCCACUCCCCAGAUGCUAAACACACAGUGAUCCUAAGGAGCAAGGACUCAGCCACUGCCCAGGCCUGGUUCAGUGCCAUCCAUUCCAACAUUAGUGACCUGAUGACCCGAGUGAUUGCCGAGGUCAGAGAACAGCUGGGGAAGACCGGCAUUGCUGGGAGCCGAGAGAUCAGGCAUCUUGGCUGGCUUGCAGAAAAGGUGCCAGGUGAUAGUGAAAAACAAUGGAAGGCAGCCCUGGUUGUAUUGACUGAGAAAGACCUUUUAAUCUAUGACAGCAUGCCACGGAGGAAGGAAGCCUGGUUCAGUCCAGUUCAUACAUAUCCUCUUCUUGCCACCAGGUUGGUCCAUUCAGGUCCAGGGAAGGGAUCGCCUCAGACUGGUGUGGACCUAUCCUUUGCAACACGAACUGGUACCAGGCAAGGGAUUGAAACACAUCUCUUCAGGGCAGAGACCAGCAGGGAUCUCUCUCAUUGGACAAGGAACAUAGUACAGGGUUGCCACAAUUCAGCUGAACUCAUUACUGAAAUCACCACUGCGUGCACCUACAAAAACCAGGAGUGCCGUUUGACCAUACAUUAUGAGAAUGGAUUUUCUAUUACCACUGAAGCACAGGAGGGUGUGUUUCCCAAGACAAUCAUACAGUCCCCUUAUGAAAAGCUCAAAAUGUCUUCAGAUGAUGGAAUCAGGAUGCUGUAUUUAGAUUUUGGAGGCAAAGAUGGAGAGAUUCAACUGGACCUUCAUUCCUGCCCUAAGCCAAUUGUUUUCAUCAUUCAUUCCUUCCUGUCAGCUAAGAUUACAAGACUGGGCUUGGUGGCCUGAACUGAGGGGCAACGUGCCAUUGAGAAAAGGAGGGUUGUGAUGCCACCAGAGAGAGUGACAUCGGACACCAUCUGUAGUGAGCAGGGCACAAUGGUAGCAUGUUGCAGUCAGCUUUAGAUCUCAGGAGUCACAUGUCGCUGUUCUAGACUCCUCUGUCAGUUCAAGCAACUACAAGGAGAAUCCCACGAGGGAUAUCAAAAUAAAACAUUUUAGAACAGUACAAGGUUAAGAGGUGAGGGCACUUAGAAAUACACAAGCAUAGCUUUUUAAGUGACAGCCAAGGACCUGACCAUUAGAACAGCAUGUGCAGAUCUUAAUCAUACCAGUUUCAAGGGAACUGGUUCACCCGAGUAAACAAGGGCUGAAUAGAUGAGAAAGGGACAUUUUCACUACACUCCCCAUCCCCCCACCCCAUAACUCCCCAACCACCAGUAACAGUGAUCCCUGGUUUUAUGGUGAUGUAUUUCCUAAUUGUGGUUGAGUUCACUUUCACUGAUAGUGAAAGAAAAAAUACUUAGAUGGAAAUCUACCUUUUAUUUAAGUAUGAAGCAGCUGUUACUUUUUUAAAUGGAAUUUUCUUUCCAUGGUGUAGAAUGAUUCCGAAGUGUUCUUAUUAGCAUAUGCUGAGCAGAAAUUAAAUAAAGUAUCAGAUACUGAUCUGAGCUGUAAGCUGGCAGAAUCUGAGCCAAAGUAGGCUGCUUAAAUUGCAGAGCUUUGCUGAAGAGUUGUAUUUACAAAAGAUGAUUAAUUCCGGGACUACACUCACACCAAGGUCUGCUCUAAUAGUCAAGACUGAUAGGUUUAUUUAAAGAAAUCAAAUUAUAUCUUUUUCUUUUUUUGGUUUAAGAUUGCCAUCUGAUUUAUAUACAGUGUAUGUAAAACAGCUCAUGUGGUUGGGGUUAACUAAUUCUCCCCAUCUCAUGGUUUUCUGUAGAAGUACUGAGCAAUUUAUUGACCCUUGUUUCUGCCUGUGCUUGUAUGCAUGCAUUUUCAAGCAAGUAAUAGAGCAGCCUCAUUUAAUUCUGGACGAAGCUGGGUUUUACAUAUGGACCCAGUGCUAUAAUCGAAUCUAUUGAUAGCACCUGCAGCUCUUUCAGAAUUCCAGGGAAAUAAUAUAAUGACCAGAUAUUUUUCUAUAAGACUAUUUUCAGACAGUAUAUUGCACAUUAUUGAUUUAAUGCUAUCGCUUUUAUUUUUUAAAACUAGUUCACCAAAAAUAUCCAUUAUUUGAUUUUUGGAGUCACUUUUAUUAAACCUUGAGAAUUAGCUUUAGAAUUUCUAUAAGCACUUCUCACCCUCCUUUGCCCUUUGAUUUAUGUAGACAAAUGUUCUGCUUUAGAUCUGUUUUUUUUAAAAACUCAUAUUUUAGUAAAUACCUAUGCAAGCAGCUUUACAAGGUAAAACUAUUUUAAAGGAAUGUGCUUUUGCUCACCUACACUUAUGUUUGUUGUGUUGCAAAAUUUUAUUUUAAAUUAACGUUUCCCCAAAGUAUAUAUUAUAUAACACUAGUUCCAUGGGACAGUGCUCCAAGUAAUAUUUUUGUUUUAGGGAGGGUAGAGGGGCAGGAAGAGGUUUGGUAAUAAAAACUCUUCUUUGUUAAAUACUGAGCUAAAAAUUGUUAAGCAGAUUUAAUGAUUGUUGGCCUCCUCAAAGCCUUUAAUGUUCAUUGUGAUUCUUCAAAGGGAAGAUCUGGCCUGCCAUUCCUUACACUUACUACAGAACUUGUGAAGCUAGUGGGUUUUUUUGUUUGUUUGUUGUUUUUUAUUUAAUGCUUUAGAAAACACAGCUUUAGGAUACUGACUUUUUGUUUGUUUCCUAUUUUAAAAUGCUAAAGAGUGAAGUCCCAGCUUGAAUACUGUAGGAAAGCUUUGAUGCAUUUGUAAAUUAUAUUGCACUCUUUCGCUAUGUAUUUUCCAAAUCACUGGAAUGUUGUUAUACAAGAGAACUAUACUUGUGUAUUGUAAAUAACAUAUUAAAAUACAUAUAUUAAUGCCAAUAGUUUAAUUCAAAAAUAUGUAAUCUACGGUGCUUGGUACUAUAUGAAGUAUGGAUUAAUUACUCAUAAAUUGCAGAGAUCCUAUUAUAUAUUUAUAGACAAAUUAAAAUGAUCAUAAUUACAAAUAUUUCUUCAUCACAA